AUGAAAUACAAUUUUCAUUCCAUUUCAAUUUUUUUUAUUCCACAUAAAAAAAUUUUAUUCCAUUUAUUCCUAACUUGUUAUUACAUCUAAAUUAAUCCUCCUCAAAACCAAACCGAAUAAAUCGACUUCCCUGCAAAUUGAGAACCGACAAAUCGACUUCCGAACAAAUUGAAAACCGAACAAACCGGAUGCUCAGCUUUAAAACAUUUUUAUUUUGUUUGGAAAGUGCUCGAAUUUUUCUUGCUCCUCCGCAAUUUGUUUCUCCUUCUCAAGAACAAUGCCCGUCAAAUGGGUUUUGUAUUGGCAGCCUAAUCAAGGAUCAACUGUAAGCAGCCAAAUCCUCAACGAAGCUACACAGUGCGUUGAGAGCAUCAAUGGCGUCAAAGAAGGAAGAUGGAAAGCGACUCUCAUCUAUUACAAACCCAUGUUACGAGACCAGGCGAAUCAAGCGGAGUUCCCGCGUGAUUUUCUGGGGAUUUCGUUAGCGGAUCAGCCGAGUAAGUACUAUUUCAUCAUCAGGUCGCAGAGGAUUGUUCUGGAAUCGGAUUCGUCGAUUCAAUUGAUAAUGGAGAAGCUUCAGUCUUACAAAUCGAAGGUCGCUCUUUACUUUGAAGGGUUUCAGUAUCAGCUUGGGGAUUUUCGAUUGAGAGUUGGUAAAGUUGUUCCUACUCACUCCGAGAAUGUUAGAGGAAUAGUUAUGGAGGGUAUGGAGCUAUUUGCAUUUGGUGCUGAUUCUUAUUCGCAUUUGGUGGUGAUUCUUGAUGCUAUUUACGAUGUGGAGUAUCUUCCUAUAUCAUCAAUGGAGAAGUCAAGGAAAGUAAUGGAGGAGUUCUUGGAGAUAUGGCAUGAAGCUCUGUUUAAAAGAUCGUUGCCUGGUAAGUUUGUGAACACAGAGCUUAACUUUGGAGAGUUUGGACUUGGAGACAGCUACACUCCACAGCACACUGCUGUUCGAUACGCUCUCGUCAUGGCUCACAUGAUUGCAACCGUUCAAGCUGUGAGAGGCUAAACUAACUAAAACACAGAGCCAUUCCAUUGAGCUUUCCUUUUUUGGUAAAAACUUGUGAGUGAUUUCAUUGGUCAUUUUUUUAUAAAUAUGUAUGUUUAGAAGAAGUAGAAAACUUGAGAUUGAAGCAGAUUAUUGAUUUGAAUUCUGGUUAGUUCUCGCAAUUGUGAAUCUUGAAUAUUCCGACCUUACCAAGAACUGGUCUUUACAUACGCAUCAAACAAACAACAUUUCCUCCCGC
Molecule: messenger RNA, 1247 nt
Organism: Thlaspi arvense
Lineage: Eukaryota; Viridiplantae; Streptophyta; Magnoliopsida; Brassicales; Brassicaceae
Source: the annotation of a GenBank genome assembly